ACUUUAACUUCUACCAAAGUAAUUUUCUGGUAAGAUACUUGUACUUUUACUCAAGUAUUGCUUUCAAGUACUUUAUACAAGACUGGUGAGCACAGAUGGGAUGUUGAGCCAUUGUUCCCAGUCUCACAUUUGCUUGAGGUAACAAAGCAUGUAUGUGAGGCAAACGCUUCUUCAAGUAGGUGUUAGAGUAGAGUAUAUGCAUUCAGUAUCUAAAAAUCUUUGAGACGUGAAAAUUUCAGUAAGAGCAACCUUUUCCGGCGUAGAAGUUGAGUCCUGGCUGCAGUACUGUUAUCAUGGUUUCUCAGGGCCUCCAAGUCAUGGGUGUGCUGCUGGCAUUCAUCGGCUGGCUGGGCACCAUCAUCACCUGCGCUAUGCCCAUGUGGAGAGUGACCGUUUUUGUCGGGGCGAACAUUGUCACCGCCCUGGAGGUCUGGGAAGGCUUGUGGAUGGAGUGUGUGGUCCAGAGCACGGGCCAGAUGCAGUGUAAGAUGUACGACAACAUGCUGGCUCUACCGCUAAACCUGCAGGCUGCCAGGGCUAUGGUGGUCAUCUCUGUGGUCGUUGGGGUGUUUGGCGUCCUCAUGGCUGUGGUUGGAGGAAAGUGCACCAACUGCAUGGAGGAUGAAGUGGCCAAACCCAAAGCAUUAGCAAAAAGUAUUCCUGAGUUUUACUCCUCAUUAGAGUGUUAAUAAACAUUGAAUAAACACAUAGAAAUAAACAUCA
Perca fluviatilis (European perch) is the source of this 723-nucleotide messenger RNA. RefSeq names its product claudin-4-like. NCBI's taxonomy places the organism in Eukaryota, Metazoa, Chordata, Actinopteri, Perciformes, Percidae. The coding region runs from base 294 to 689 and encodes 131 amino acids. Gene Ontology annotation, biological process: bicellular tight junction assembly; cell adhesion. The transcript has a single exon. Gene Ontology annotation, cellular component: bicellular tight junction; plasma membrane. The record is from RefSeq and is a predicted model, not a curated record. Gene Ontology annotation, molecular function: structural molecule activity.